Engraulis encrasicolus (European anchovy) is the source of this 2448-nucleotide messenger RNA. Its product is annotated as protocadherin alpha-3-like. The transcript is spliced from 2 exons. NCBI's taxonomy places the organism in Eukaryota, Metazoa, Chordata, Actinopteri, Clupeiformes, Engraulidae. Gene Ontology annotation, cellular component: plasma membrane. Gene Ontology annotation, biological process: homophilic cell-cell adhesion. The coding region runs from base 1 to 2448 and encodes 815 amino acids. The record is from RefSeq and is a predicted model, not a curated record. Gene Ontology annotation, molecular function: calcium ion binding.
AUGGAAAAAAGAGGGCGUCGGUCGUGGCUCAAGUCACUGCAGUGGCUUGUCUUCUGUUUCGUCUUUUUGUUCCGGAGUGAGUCUUUGGGGCAAAUACGAUAUUCCAUUUCGGAAGAACAAGAGGAUGGCGCGGCCGUGGGGAACAUCGCCAAGGAUUUAGGAGUGGAUCUGAGGGCAAUGAAGGAGAGGCAAUUCCGUAUCGUUUCAAGCUCGGGCGAAUCUCUUUUCCGUGUGGACGAGAACGGGGUGCUGCAUGUGGAUGGGAAAAUAGACAGAGAGCAGGUUUGCGACCGAAGCAGCGUGUGUUUGAUUAACCUGAAAACCGUUUUGGAAAAUCCUCUAGAGAUCCAUUACGUUGAAGUAGAGAUUGUAGACAUAAAUGACCAUGCCCCGACCUUUCUAGAAUCAGAGAAACGUUUAGAGAUAUCAGAGUCUGCACAACGUGGGGCGCGUUUUCAGCUUCAGCAAGCUCGUGAUCCAGACGGGGGCAUUAAUUCUGUUCAGCUUUAUAAACUCAGCGACAAUGACCACUUCCGUUUAGAGGUGAAAGAUCGUGGCAAAGAUGGCAAAAUCCCAGUUCUGGUCUUACAAAAGCCUUUAGACAGAGAGACAAGUCCAGUCUAUAAAUUAGUACUUACAGCUUUUGAUGGAGGGAAACCAGUAAAAACGGGCACUGUUAACAUUAUCAUUGAUGUGAUCGAUGUAAAUGAUAACGCACCCUUUUUCACGGAGGAUGUAUACUCAGUGACAUUAGAAGAAAAUGCACCUAUUGGAUCAACAGUGAUACAAGUAAAUGCAACCGAUUUAGAUGAAGGUCUCAAUGGAGAAGUUAUUUACUCAUUUGGAAAUGAAGUAAAUAGCAAAUUACGCGAGCUUUUUGAUUUGAAUUCAGUCAGUGGAGAAAUUACUGUAAGGGGACAUAUUGACUUUGAGGAAAAUGAUAUUUACCAGGUAGAUAUACAGGCGUCAGAUAAAGCAAUCGCAUCUUUAACCACUGAUAAAACUGUAACUAUAAAAAUCGUUGACGUCAAUGACAACACACCUGAGAUUGAGGUAACGUCUUUUUCAAAAGCUAUUCAAGAAGAUUCUAGACCUGGAACUACAGUUGCACUCAUCAGUGUUACUGACUUAGAUUCUGGGGUUAAUGGUAAAGUGAUUUGUUCUGUAAAAGGCGAUUUGCCUUUUAAAUUAAUGCCAUCCUUAAAACACAACAUGUAUGCUUUAGUAACAUCAUCCCUUUUGGAUAGAGAAGAUGUGUCCCAAUAUGACGUUCCUUUAAAAGCCACAGACUCUGGCAGCCCUCCAUUGUCAUCCAUGAAAACAAUAACAGUUAUGGUGGCUGAUGUCAAUGACAACAGUCCUGUGUUUUCCCUAAAUCCAUAUACGUUUUACGUGGCAGAAAACAACGUUCCAGGAGAUGCCAUGUUUUCCAUUACUGCUUCUGAUAGAGAUGUAGAUGAAAACGGAAUCAUACGCUAUCAGAUAUGCCGCCAGUGUGAAGAAGAAAGCAAAUACACCUCCUUUUUGAAUAUCAAUGCUGAAAGUGGAGAAGUUUACGCGCUUAAAAGCUUUGACUAUGAAACUGUGAAAACUUUCCAGUUCCACGUGUUGGCAAGGGAUGAUGGAAAGCCACCUCGUGAAAGCAAUGUCACAGUGCACGUGUACGUUUUAGAUCAAAAUGACAACCCGCCUGUCAUUCUGUAUCCCGUCAGCUCAAACGGCUCCUAUGAAGGCACAGAAGAACUUGCGCGUAACGUUAACAUGGGUCAUUUUGUGACAAAAGUCAGGGCGUUUGACCAAGACGUGGGAUACAACGGAUGGCUGUUGUACUCUAUUCACCAAAUGACUGAUCACACCCUGUUUGGUCUGGAUCGAUACACGGGUCAGAUAAGAACUCUGCGUGCGCUCACUGAAACAGACGAACCUGAACAUAAACUUUUAAUUCUCGUAAAAGACAAUGGGAACAUCUCGCUCUCAGCCACUGCGACUUUGACUAUCAAAUUAGUAGAACCCAAAGAGGCUUUUGCUGCUUCUGACGUCCAGGGCCCAGAUAGCACUGGAGAGGAGAAUGACGUGACAUUUUAUCUCAUCAUAACGCUGGGGUCCGUGUCCGCACUCUUUCUCAUCAGUAUCAUUGUGCUGGUCGUCAUGCAAUGCUCCAAGUCACCAGACUAUGGCUCCAAGUACUUGCAGGACACCAAUUACGACGGCACCCUGUGCCACAGUAUUCAGUACAGAUCUGGAGACAAGAGGUACAUGCUGGUUGGACCCAGGAUGAGUAUUGGCUCGACUCUUGCUCCAGGUAGUAACGCCAAUACACUGAUGUUGCCAGAUAGAAGACGAGCGUCUGGAGAGCUUGGCGGAAAAACGCAAAGGUUUUUGGUCCUGCCCAUCGCAAGGGUAAAAGCAAACUGGCUUGGCUACUACACUAUCGCAUCACUGUCUUGA